UCUGCGAGCGCAGAGCGACGAGAGCGCCGCGGGAUUGCCGAGUGCGCCGAAGAGCGACAAGUUUAGUCAGGCUUUGCCCGCGCGGGACGCAGCUCGCGGUCGCUCGGACUGGGUCGGGGACGGAAGGACAGGCACUCACAACACCACCACUUCCGCAACUUGCUUCUUUGCGCUUGUCUGCUACUGACUUGAUAGCUAUCAGGAAAGAAGAACAAGAGAACCUGCUCACAUCAGAGUGCAGAGAUGAACUCCACAGCAAUUCCCAUCCAAACAGAGAUGGUAGAACUGGUACCAAAUGGAAAGCACUCAAUGCUGAAUGCCUCAUCCAUCCCCUCAGUGGGAAAUGACAGAUUUGAAGAGAACCAGGCAAAUCUGCCAGAGAUGGAGGAGUUCCUUCCACAUGGUGCUGAAAAGAAACAGACACACUUCACAGAUUUUGAAGGGAAGACCUCUUUUGGGAUGUCCGUUUUCAACCUCAGCAAUGCCAUCAUGGGCAGUGGGAUCCUUGGGCUAGCAUAUGCAAUGGCCAAUACUGGCAUCCUCCUCUUUCUGUUCCUCUUGACUGCUGUAGCUCUGUUGUCUAGCUAUUCUAUCCAUUUGUUGCUCAAAUCCUCAGGAAUUGUUGGAAUUCGAGCCUAUGAGCAGCUGGGAUACAGGGCCUUUGGAACACCAGGGAAAUUGGCAGCUGCCAUUGCUAUAACACUACAGAAUAUUGGAGCCAUGUCAAGCUACCUGUACAUUGUGAAGUCUGAGGUACCUCUGGUCAUCCAAACCUUCCUCAACCUAGAAGAGAAGACAACGGACUGGUACAUGAAUGGCAACUACCUGGUAAUCAUGGUCUCUGUCAGCAUCAUCCUUCCUCUGGCCCUCAUGAAACAACUUGGUUACCUUGGCUAUGCCAGUGGAUUCUCCCUCAGCUGCAUGGUCUUCUUCCUGAUUUCGGUAAUCUACAAGAAGUUCCAUAUUCCUUGUCCACUUCCCGACCGGUUCAUCAACACCACAAGCACCCUGAACUACACACCAGCCAGUACUAGCAACUAUCAGAAUGACCAUGCUGUCACCCAGGAAACUGAAGAAGACAUCUGCUCUUCAAGCUUGUUCACGCUCAACUCUCAGACAGCCUACACCAUCCCCAUCAUGGCAUUUGCUUUUGUGUGUCAUCCUGAGGUACUGCCUAUCUACACUGAGCUAAAGAACCCCUCCAAGAAGAAGAUGCAGUGUAUUUCCAACAUUUCCAUCACUGUCAUGUAUGUCAUGUAUUUCCUGGCUGCCCUCUUUGGCUACCUCACUUUCCACAGCCAGGUGGAAUCAGAGCUGCUACACACCUACAGUAGAGUGGACCCAUUUGAUGUGCUGAUUCUCUGUGUGCGGGUGGCUGUGCUCACCGCUGUGACACUGACAGUGCCCAUUGUUCUUUUCCCAGUGCGCCGUGCCAUACAGCAGAUCAUAUUUCAGGACAAGGACUUCAGCUGGAUUCGGCACAUUGCGAUUGCUGCGGUAUUGCUGACGUCUAUUAACUUGCUUGUCAUUUUUGCUCCAUCCAUUCUGGGCAUCUUUGGCCUGAUUGGUGCGACUUCAGCCCCCUGCCUGAUAUUCAUCUUCCCAGCAAUAUUUUACAUACGGAUAAUGCCCAAGGACAAGGAACCUAUGAAAUCCCCUCCUAAGAUCCUGGCAGCCCUCUUCGCUUGCCUUGGCGUGCUCUUCAUGAUCAUGAGCCUCAGCUUCAUAAUCAUUGACUGGGCAACAGGUGGUGGGAAGAGCGGAGGCAGCCACUAGGCCCGGCCCAGCCUGAGGCCUUGUGUUUCGGAUCAAUGCCUUGGAAGACUGAGCUGGCUUUGAUACAUUUCCUGCCCCCUACCUCUGCUAGUACUGUACCGCCAUUUCAUCCCCAGCUCCACACUGAGCCAAGGGGUGCUGUUCCGUAACUCAGUCCCCCCACUGACACUGAGCCAGGGGGUGCUGUAAGCCAGAGCAGACCAGAAGCCAAUUCUUUUAACUCACUUGAGGGUUUGUUCAUAUCUCAUAGUCUGGGACAGGCCAGAUGAACAGCGCCUGAGGAACAUACAAACUGGGGAAACAGACCAAUUCGAAGGGGUGGGGGUGGGGGUGGGGGUCCAUGAGGCAUAUACUUGGCCCUGUGUUUCUGGUGUGCCUGGCCCACACUGAGGGCUCUUGAAAGUUAGGGAUGGGGACAGAAGGAAAUGGGGAUUGUGGUUUAAGAACCAGGGUGUUGUGUUUCUACCUGAAGUUUCCCACCAAAUUCAGAGACUAGGAGCAAGAAGCUCCCCCUGCAUACCUCCUAAAUGUUUCUGUUGGGGCUACCAUUCGGAAUUGAAUGCUUUUGGACAACAAUGAAAGAGGUAAUAUACCUUGCUUUUAGAAGUCUUAAAGGUACAACCCUGCAUGCAAACAUUUGGGUUUUCAUCUCUCUCAGGUGUUGCUUCCCAGCCCUUAUUUCUUAGUGAGUUUCUCCCCUCAAACUUGUUCCACUUCCUGUGUUAGGAGUGUGAGCCUAAUGAGCAUCACGAACAAUUCCUUCCUCAGACUGGGCUGGGAAGUGGUCUCGUGCCAGCAACCUCAACUCCUUGUUUCUGUCCCUGCCUCAAGAACUAACCAGGAAGUUCUUAGAAGUUCGGUAGUCCCAAGAAUCUUUGGUUCAGAGCUCUUUCCUGAGAGCAUCUGUGUCACAUCCAACCCUGUGUAAAGGGAUCCUUGCAUUCUAGAGACUGUUCCCUUAUGACCAUAAUACAUCGUGGUGGUUUCUUUCCCCGUCUACUGGCAGUUACUGUUCAUAUUGGGAAGUAUAGCUCUGCCACCAUAUCUACCUAUGAGCCUUACUGGUGGUUACGUCUGGUCACUGCUAAUUCCAGUUGUUUAGAAGAAUUUGUGCUCCUGUGUUUUGUACAUGUGGAUGUUUCUUUUGUUCCAGUGUGUAGCUGGGGUGAGAUUGGAGAGGGGCUUUGGCUCAGUGGCAAACGAUCUUCUUUGCAUACUGAAGGUUCCUGGUUCAAUCUCUGGAAUUUCUAAUUAAAAAAGCAUUAGGCAGUAGCUGAUGCAAAAGACCUCUGCCUAUGUCUUGCAGAGCUGCUACCAGUCUACUGUUAGGCAAUACUGACCUUAAUAGACCAAAAGUCACACUCAGUAGUGCCAGCUUCAUGUCUUCAUAUGUAUUCCAAUGGAAUUGUAUUUAUAUAGCUGCCUUUCUGAAUUUGGAUGUACCCAUGAGUCCCUGCUUUUCCUUAAUUUAUGUAGGAUCAGUUAAAUAUUCAGCAUGUCCCUGAAUUAGAUGAGGUCUUGUGUGGUGGCUGUUUCAGAACUAUCUGACUGCCUCCAUCUUUAUUCUCUGCACUUGCUUUUUAAAAAAAAAAUAGGAAAAAUAUUUGUCAUGGCUUCUGUCUAAGUCAGGGACAGCCAUCAAAUCUCACUCUUAUUUGUAGUAUUGAAACUUUCCCUCCCUCAUCUUGUUGCAGUCAGCCUCAGCCUCUUGCAAGCUUGAGAGGAGUAAAAGAAACCAUUGAGACAAAAAACUUCGGCAUAUGAGAAUGGGAAAACAAAGAAUCCAGUUUUUUCUUAGGGACUAUUUACAUUAUUAGUGAUAUGGGCCAUUAGCUCCCUGCUCACAUGGAGGGGGAAAAUGUGGCUGAAGUCAUUGUAGCAAUUGCUCCUGUGCCACAGGGGCUCCAGGAACAUGUAGUCCAGAAGGAGCAUGUGCAUCAUAGUAGUUUUGAUGCUGCUGAAAGAGCAUUGCCGGAACAUAGUUUGCAAACUGUUGUACUAAGGGUAUAGAGUUGAGAGGAAUAACCAAGGUACUGAAUAUAUUUUCUUUUCAUGCCACUGUGACCUCCUUCCAAUUGUUAGUAUUCAACGUGAAGCUGAUUAAACUUUCAAAAAUGUCCAGCAGGAACAACAUUUGUCACAUGAAAAAGCAAGUUUGCUGCAGGGAGCGAAAGAGUAGUUCUUCACAGGUGGCCUCUAAGCAAGUGAAAUCGCCAAGCAGUUUGCACUGGGUCCUGGAGCUGGCAUACCUCAUCAGAAAUUGUUAGCAUCUUCACACUUUUUCUUUCUCCACCAUCUACAGCAACAGAUUUUUAUGAUAUAGUGAACAUGGCAGCACUUAAAGGUACAAAUUCAAUAUUCACCAAGAAGUGUGAUUACACAGGCACUGUUAACAACUCAACUGGAAUGGCUAGAGUGUAAUCUUUUUGCUCUUUAAUUUCCUGG
Messenger RNA from Eublepharis macularius, 4221 nucleotides. RefSeq names its product solute carrier family 38 member 3 (gene SLC38A3). The transcript is spliced from 16 exons. Gene Ontology annotation, biological process: histidine transport; amino acid transmembrane transport; asparagine transport. Gene Ontology annotation, molecular function: L-histidine transmembrane transporter activity; L-glutamine transmembrane transporter activity; L-asparagine transmembrane transporter activity. The record is from RefSeq and is a predicted model, not a curated record. Lineage: Eukaryota; Metazoa; Chordata; Lepidosauria; Squamata; Eublepharidae. The coding region runs from base 244 to 1776 and encodes 510 amino acids.